CAGUGAACUACGGGUUUCCAUGCACGUAAUGUUGUUGUUCUCGUCGUUAAUGCUAUGUUGUUUGUCUGCCGUAGUCGAAUUCUGUGAACCUUGUAUGUCGCGGCGUGUCGCUUUUCUCGACGGAAAACGAAGCGCCCGUCGUGCACGGAUCAUGGACACGAGCAGAUGCUGCUUGCAAUGCUAACAAUGUGUGACUGAUUAUUAAUCGAUUCAGCAUGUCAUUUACCAACGAGCUAAAUAUUUAUGGAGGAAUGAUGGCUGAAGGGAUGGUUAUGAAGGCCAGUCUUAUGGAAGAACAAUCUGAACAAUGUUUGACAUUGAUAAAGCAAGAGCAUGUUGCAGAUAAACUGGUAAUAGGCGAAGAAAUAGUUGUAGGUACAAAUGGAUAUUUACCAGACAAAGUUGAUAACCAGACUGAUGCAACUGUUUACUUUGAACAGAAUUUAGAGGACAGUAAAAUAUCUAUUAAAUAUGAGGAAAUAAGUUCUGCUCCGUUAACAGAGAAUUUGAUUUCUGAGAACUGGGAGUGUGAAGAUGUCGGCGCAGCAUCUCCUUUAAAGGAAAACGAGCUCGAUGGCGAAGAAGAUGAGGAGACGAUUGCCACUUUUAUCACUGCUAAGGGUGAACAAUUGGCUCUCUAUGCUGUAGAGAAUUUUGAUGAAAUGUUUGCAGUUGCUGUUUACGAUGAAUCUGGCAAGCCACCAAACGAUUUUCAGUUUCUCACCAAAACGGACGUUGAACGGCUGAUAAACGAAGGAGCCGUGCAAACAGUGAAAAAGCCGACACAAAUGAAGAGACGACUGGUGACCACUCAGCCGCAGCUGUUUUAUCACAAGGAAGAUUUUGAGGGGUUGAGCGAGCAGGCGGAGGACAAAGCGUCAAUUCUCAACACAAUUGACAGCGAGAAGAGCGCUAGACAGGAAGAAAACUGCACGAUAGAACAAGAUUAUCAAUCGCAUCAGAACUUCAACUCUCUCGAAAUUAAUUCCACAUCCAACGAUCUUCUUUACAGCACCGCCGAUACGCAGUCGAACAUCACGUAUCUCAUGAUGGAUGACGAUUCUGCGAAUAUUGCUGAUGUAGGCGAUGGAGAAAAUCGUGAAUUGAAUGAGAGCGAAGACAAUCGCGUAUCUGAGAGCGAACUGAUGGAGCAAUCGACCGUACAAUAUAUCUUUUUCGAGGACGAGCAGCAGUCGGACUCGGAGCUGACGUUUGACGAGAUCCAGACGACGUUGCAGAAUCUAAAGACUUCACGCGAGAAGGUGUCGGAAAAGGAAAAAUCCGAGCAGGACAUCCAUUCAUCAGACACUAUCAAGCAAGACGCAAUUUUGCAUGAUUCUACGCCGCUGAAAUCGUUGAACAAGAACUUUUCCUCCGUCAUUGUCUUCUGUGACCAACAAUUUGACGCGCGUUUCCCCACAGACGAUAAAUUCGAGAACGAGCGGCAACGACUGAUCGACACAUUAACCGAUUCACCGCCGCCGCCGCCACUGCCGUCGUCGUCGUCGUCGUCGUUGACGUCGUUGUCGUCCACUCUACAGCUGAAAGUCAAGCGGUCGCGUAAGCAGCAACUAAUAUUAGUGAAUCGGGACGAUGGCGAGAUCAUCUUCCAACCGCCGUUGCUGCAGAAUGAGGACGAAAUGAUCGGCAAGAAACGCGGUAAACAGCGGCGCCGCACACCGUCUCAGAUGCGAAGAGGAUUUAUAGACGCGAAGAGGAUGAAGCGUACGAGGCAGCGAGAGGUGGAGGUGAUCGAACUGGACGUCGACGAGGAGGAGCAGCAGGCGAAGCGCAAUAUAGUGGAGAUCACUCUGGACGACAGCACGGACAAAUAUUCCAGUGAUAAAGAAAACGAUAUCAUCAUGGUGAGGGACUCGGAUUCCGAUAACGGUGACGACGAAAGGGAAGAGGAAGAGGAGGACAGGCUGUCGUCGAAGCUGAGCCGCUUGAUGCGAUGCGAGCAUUGCUCAAGGAACUUCCGACAGCGACGCGCUCUCGAGACACAUCUCAGAGUAUGCCAGAAGUCUCCAGAAAAUGCUCUGAGGCUCAACGACGAAAAGGGCAAAGUGCAAAUGGACAAGCAAUACCCCUGCAAGAUUUGUCAGGAAAAGUUUGACGUGGUGGUCGCGCUGGCGCGUCACGUUCGCGUGGCUCAUUCGCUGAGGAAGAAACACAAAUUACGCUUUGUCUCACCAAAGACUCCAAACAAAUCCUUAGGGUCAGUUCAGAAGGAGACGUCUUCGACGGAAGAGGAGGAACUGGCCCAUCGCGGCGAUACGGCAAAGAGGGAGCUCAGUAUGCUUGCCAGGGUGAAGAGAAAACGAAGAAAGAGGAGCAAUUAUACGUGGGAGAAGAAUAAUCUCACUUGUACGGAUUGCGGGAAAUUGUUUCUUAGUACGACUCUGCUGAACGCGCACGUUUUGCAGCAUGGUACCAAGAAAUCCGAGCAACGGUUGCGCAAGUGUCACAUUUGCCAACAGCUCAUCAGGUCUAAAUUUUUGUUCUUACGGCACUUGAGGAUGCACAGUGAAACGCAGUCCAGCUCUGAUAAUAAUUUGAAGUUACUGCAGCGCAAGCUGCGAGCUCGGUCGAAUCCUCACAAGAUCGCGGUAUCCCGAAAACGCGGUCGACCGAGGAAAUUUUGAUUUUUUCUUGCGCAUAAGCGACAUGUAUAAUAUUGUACACAUAUUUCUUUUAUCAAAUGUAUCUUAUGUUUCUUUUUCCAAACGACUCAAAGUAAGUAUUCGUAAAACGUCAAUGUAAAUAGUACGUUAUACCAUAAAGUUUACAUUGUUUAUUGUCCAUUUUCGAAACUAACUUGUUAAAAACUCGGGGAAAAAUUUAAUGCAAAUUAAACAUGGAUCUCUGUAAAUAAGAGAAAAUAAUUCUAUCAGCGAUCCAGUUUGUAUAUAUAUCAAUCGAUUAAAUAUAUUGAUAACAGGACGCGACAUUGUAUACAGACAUUGUGACAUAUUAUCGAUUGUGUAUUUGCUUUUAUUUUCUUGUCCACAGCAAUAAAAUGCAAAUAAAAAUAGCCUGAUUUCA
This is a messenger RNA of Linepithema humile (Argentine ant), 3045 nucleotides long. RefSeq names its product putative leucine-rich repeat-containing protein DDB_G0290503. Gene Ontology annotation, biological process: regulation of DNA-templated transcription. Gene Ontology annotation, molecular function: DNA-binding transcription factor activity, RNA polymerase II-specific; RNA polymerase II cis-regulatory region sequence-specific DNA binding. The record is from RefSeq and is a predicted model, not a curated record. Lineage: Eukaryota; Metazoa; Arthropoda; Insecta; Hymenoptera; Formicidae.